UCAAAUGCAAUUGGUGAAUUUAUUAUUUUAUUGACGUUGGCGUUUUCUGCAAUUAUUUCUAUUUGUCCAGAGAAAAAAAUAUUUAGAAAACAAUAUGAAUACUUCUAUUGAAGAAUCUAAGAUUGAGGAUCGAAUUCAAAAACGUGUGAACAAGAUUCUGGAAACCAGAUUGGAAGGGGAUAAAGAUACACUGGACGCACUUAAUAAUCUUUCUAACUUUUUUACGGAAAACACUUUGCAAAAUCGUCGAAAUCUACGCAGCGAAAUUGAGCGGCGUACGGUUCGCAUAAACGACAGCUUCCUCAACGCUUUCCGGGAAGUGAAAAAUACCCUUGAUGCAGUUUGUGAAGAUCUGGAUACUAUGGCAAAAUCAGUACAGACUAUGAAGUCUAAUUUGGAAUCUUCAAAAGCAUUGACACAUGACCUGAUUACCCAAACCAAUUCGCUGCAGACCGAGCGUGAACGUCUUCAGGUAGACCAGCAGAUCGCUGAAGCUUUCUUGGCGCGUUUCCAGCUCACUGUGCCCGAGCAUCAAAUUCUAUAUGGCACCACAAAAGAUGCACAAAUUGUACCGGAAUUUUUUACUGUUCUUAACCGAGUGCAAAGCAUUCAUGCCGACUGUCGCGUACUAAUGCAAUGUGGCUAUCAAACUGCCGCCUUAGAAAUAAUGGAAGAGAUGACACUGCAUCAGGAGGGUGCAUUUGAACGGCUUUAUAGGUGGACACAAAAUCACUGUCGAAACUUGGAAAAUAACGAAAUUGGCUCUUUAGUGAUUGAAGCAAUGAGCCGGCUCCAGGAUCGACCAGUUCUAUUCAAGUAUGUAAUUGACGAAUACGCGAUUGCGAGGCGGGCCGUACUAGUGCGCCUUUUUAUUGAGGCUUUGACCGAGGGCGGGGCCAAUGGCAGUUCAAAACCUAUUGAAAUGCAUGCUCAUGACCCAAAACGUUACAUCGGCGACAUGUUUGCUUGGUUGCAUCAAGCAAUUCCAAGUGAAAAGGAAAACUUAUCGAUGCUACUAAAAAAAUGCGAUAAAAAUGAUUUGUCGGAUCAAACACAAACUGCACUAGCCUAUAUUGCGGAUGGAGUUUGUCAUCCUCUGAAGGUGCGCGUGGAAACAAUAUUGACUUCAGAAAAAGAUACUAUCGUCUUAUUCGCCAUAUCUAACUUACUACGUUUUUACCAGCAAAUUAUCAAACAGGUUGUUAAGGGCGGUGCACUUGAACAAACGCUGAUUGAUUUACAAAAAUCUAGCGAAGAGAUUUACCUAAAUUCCUUGUCAAAUCAAGUGCGCAGCAUUUUACAACGUCCGGCGAGCGCUAAUUUAGGACUUGAACCGCCACAGCGCGACUUAGUGCCACCGCCGAGUGUGGGUCGUCUUUUGAAUAUGCUCAAAGAAAUACUAUCAGUAGCAACCAUGGUCGAUGGACGACAAACAGAUAUUACAAAGAUCGUGUCUUGUGUUAUCGAUCCUCUGUUGCAAUCAGUACAAGAAUCAGCUUCCCACUUGCCUACAAUCGAUAUGGCGGUAUAUCUACUAAACUGUCUCUACCACAUGCAAAGCUCGCUGACGGUAUACGAAUACAUGGACGAGCGUGUGGAGCGAUUGCAGGCACAGUCUGAUGCUCAAAUCGAUACGCUCAUUUCCGAACAAGCAUCAUCUUUGGUAGCUAAUCUGAAUCUAGGUCCCAUCUACACAAUACUGCAAAACAACCAAACGAAGAUUGAGGCAAAUUUGCUGAAAAUAUUUAUGAAUAAAAUGGAGGCCUUUUUAGAAAUGCCCGAAAUGCUGCUGCUGCCACAAGUGCAGUUGCUAAUGUCCAGCUCGCAUCGUAAUGCUGUGCAGAAGCGUUCUUUCAAUGUUAUUGUUGCUAUAUACAAACAAAUAUACGAGCGCGUGCACGAUCCGGCGAAUGGUUUCGAGAAUCCGGAAACAGUCUUUAGUAAAACGCCGGAGCAGGUUAGCAAGAUAUUGGCAGUUUAGGGUAGUAUACAGAUUCCAAUAAUUAUAUUCAUUGUUUAAAAAUUAAGUUUAGUAGUUGACACAGUCAUUGUUGUAAGGCGGUGAAUGUCGGUUGUUCUGCGAAUAACUAACAUCAUUGCCUAAGCUAUUUACAAUUAGUCUCUACGCUUUUGUACAUGCAUACACAUACACAUACAUACACAUAUAAAUAUACUAUACAUAUUAAUGGGUACGCGCCUCCAUAUCGGUCGCAGUUUUAUCAAGCUUUAAAUAUUGAGUGUACGAUUUCCUAAUUUCUUGCUCAAAUCUUAUACGUAUGCUCGUGUCGCUCUGUUAUUGUAUUUGCUGUGAGCUAAUCUGCACAACAAUAGCGCAAACGGAAUUAUAUGACGAAACGUAGCCGAAAGCAAAAGAGCUAGCGCUGUUGGCGAAAUAAAGAGGCUGCGGCAGACGGAGCUGUAAUAACUAGUAGUAUAAUUGGUACUUUGUCACCCACCGCCGGUCCAUAGCGCACUCGAGAAUUUAUCGAUUUCGCGACGCGUUCUUAUCAUUACACAGAAAAGAUGAUCAACACACAGAAAUCAGAAACUAGAAACUAGAAAAAUUCACUUUUUAUUCUAAUCAAUUAAAUGUAAAAGUGAGGGGCCGAGAGAAAUAAUUUGUUUUGAAUGAUCUCGUAAGUACAUAACAGUGCGGUGACUAAGUUAAAGUAAUCUUUUAACGAAUUCUUUGUUAAAGUGCACUCAGUUUCUUAUUUUUUGGUAGCUUGUGACGUGCGAAUAUCUAUUUAUAACAUUUUUAUCUCGUAACGGAACUUUUGUUUUGCGCGAUAAAAAGAAAGGAUUGUUUAUAUUUGUACGAAUGAAAUUGAAGAAUGUGUUUGUGUUGUUGCAGCAUCAUUCAACAUUUU
Messenger RNA from Anastrepha obliqua, 2870 nucleotides. It is a transcript of the gene Cog6, whose product is annotated as conserved oligomeric Golgi complex subunit 6. Gene Ontology annotation, biological process: intra-Golgi vesicle-mediated transport. The coding region runs from base 95 to 1981 and encodes 628 amino acids. The transcript is spliced from 5 exons. Gene Ontology annotation, cellular component: COG complex. The record is from RefSeq and is a predicted model, not a curated record. Lineage: Eukaryota; Metazoa; Arthropoda; Insecta; Diptera; Tephritidae.